Messenger RNA from Hyaloperonospora brassicae, 225 nucleotides. The record is from the annotation of a GenBank genome assembly. Lineage: Eukaryota; Oomycota; Peronosporomycetes; Peronosporales; Peronosporaceae.
AUGCAGAAUCCUCAUGAAGAGAAGCAGAAGGCACUGCUCUUGCGCAUUACCGGCUCGGUCGCUCGAUUGCACGAGGUGCUCAAAGAGAUCAACACCCAAAUUGAGAAAAGCGAUUCGUUCCGGGAUGACCUCACGUUCACGUGUCAAGUCUGGAAGGGCUACGAAAGUCGCGUGCAGUCACACUGUGAUACGGCACUCACAGCAGCUCAAGAGCCGCAACGAUAG